Messenger RNA from Hypoxylon fragiforme, 2736 nucleotides. RefSeq names its product AFG1-like ATPase-domain-containing protein. The transcript has a single exon. The record is from RefSeq and is a predicted model, not a curated record. NCBI's taxonomy places the organism in Eukaryota, Fungi, Ascomycota, Sordariomycetes, Xylariales, Hypoxylaceae. The coding region runs from base 646 to 2616 and encodes 656 amino acids. Gene Ontology annotation, molecular function: ATP binding; ATP hydrolysis activity. Gene Ontology annotation, cellular component: mitochondrion; cytoplasm.
GGUUAAGGUAAGGGUAGAUACUUCAAAGUCUUUACAUAUCACAUUCCUGGCAUAAAGUUCUUGACUUCAAGAAUGUCUUGACCCUUGACGAUGACUUCGACCUUGAACAACUAUAAUAUUAUAUAUCGUUUUUUCUGAGUGAUUGGAGCAUCUAAAUUUAAACACUUCUCAUAUUGUAUACGGUACAAUUCAUCAAUCACACGAUAUCUCUUUGUUUGCUCUUUACCGAAUCACUGAAUUACUACUAUGUAAAGAUUGAUCCAUCAUAUACUCACAACCUAAGUUCCAUUUUUUUCAGCCUUUUCGGUUCCUACAAGCAAAGAUUAUAUCUCUUUAAUAUCUGAAUACAUGGGAAAUCAUUGUACAUCACGACAAGGCCGCCGUUCUGCAAUGUCUACCCAUCGCAACCACAAGAGUCACCUAGGAUAUCCAUGUGUUCUAUCAUAACAUACUUUGUUCUUGAUAUCACUUCUUGUUGCGAGAAAAUGCACUAUUCAUUUGUGACCUAUUUUUAUUUUUAUUUUUAUCUUUAUACUGGGCUGGCUCAUCUUGGAAACACGGUCCUUUGAGAGGUUUUUGUGUCCUAGAAACACAACCCACCUAUAUCUUCGAAGACGCCCAAGAAGGGCUGAACCAUAGUCUAGGAUGAGUUUGAGACGAACCUUCAGUUCGGUUACUAUAACUGAUCCCCUGGUGAAGUAUCAGUCAUUAGUAGCAACGGGAGUCUGCAGCCCUGACGGCGCUCAGCAUAGGCUAGCUCUUCACCUCCAAAAGGUCUAUCAUCGUCUCAAGGAUUAUACACCUUCAACCGAGUAUCGCGCGAGACUGAAGGCUAUCACUGAUGCCCUUGACCGAACCAGGAACAAAGAUGACGACUCGUCGCUUACUCUCGCAGUCAAGAGUCAUCCCAUUCGGCGCAAUCCCCUUUUUGCUCGCUUCUUUGCGCGCAACGAGAGUAAAGAUGCCAUGGCUCUGAUAAAAGUCAUCACAGGCUACGAAGAAGCUAUCCACAUAGAUUCUCCUCAAGGCCUGUUUCUAUCGGGAGAGGUAGGUACAGGUAAAUCUAUGCUUCUUGAUCUCCUCGCCGACGGCUUGCCUACGAGCCGCAAGAGGAGGUGGCAUUUUAAUACAUUCAUGCUACAUACACUCUCCCAAUUAGAGCGAUAUAGGAAAUCACACCAACAUGCCGGUGAGCAAGAAUACUCGCUAUUGUGGAUGGCCAAGGAAAUGGUUGAGAAAUCGCCUAUUCUCUUUUUGGAUGAAUUCCAGUUACCGGACAAGGCAGCGAGCAAGAUCCUUAGCAAUCUUUUCAUUGCCUUCUUUCAAUUAGGCGGUGUUUUAGUUGCCUCUUCGAACCGCAUGCCAGAAGAAUUGGAAAAAGCUACCGGUAUCGAGUAUGUCCCAUCUACGGCUGGUGGCCUCUUAGGCCAAGUAUUGAGGCUAAGGGGAUCACGCGGGAAGGGGGAAUUAUUUGGCUCCACAAGCGAUUUUGCUUCUUUCCUCGAAGUUCUCAAAGCGAGAUGCCAGUUCUGGCACAUGGAAGGGGGAAAAGACUGGAGACGUCGUGAGGCUGACAUAUCAUUUACCAAAAGUGUAAUGGCAUCUGCUGCAUCUCAGGACUUGACGAGUUCGCCUGUAUCUCACCUGACUUCAAGUGAAGAAACGGAAGAUAUUGACAAGCCAGACGGUACCGUAGUGACACCGAGAAAUUAUUUCCUCGUAGGCGAAAUCGACGACGCCUCAUGGGAAAAGACAACAAAUAGCCUGGCUUCGCCUUCGGAGGAAGUUGAUUGGCAGUCCUUGACACUGACUGUCUAUGGCCGAGCUAUUACAAUACCACAACAGUACGAUGGGAUCGUGCACUGGGACUUUAACGAUCUGGUAUCCUCCUUUGGACCAGCCGAUUACAUCACAAUGGCCUCGACCUUCCAUACGUUCAUCAUCAACAACGUGCCAACUCUGACAGUUCUCAAGAAGAACGAAGCCAGAAGGCUGAUCACAUUAUUAGAUGCUCUGUACGAGGCCCGGUGUAAACUAAUAGUGCGAGCGGAAGCCGGCCCCGAUGAUCUGUUUUUCCCGGAAACCAAGGCCACCCCCUCCACGCCCACGAAGCGAAAUUCCUCCCAGCAAGGAAGCGAGAGCGAGAGCAUGGAAGACGACGCCAUCCACUCCGAGACCAUCGCCGAAGCCUACCAAGACACCACCUCUCCCUUCCGGCCCAACAUCUCCUCGUACACCGAAACGAGCAACAACAGCGACGAGGAAACCGACUUCGACGCCGCCGCCAAGCCCAAGGUCGACUUCAGCAACACGGGCGCCUUCACGGGCGAGGACGAGCGCUUCGCCUACAAGCGCGCGACCAGCCGGCUCUGGGAACUCUGCGGCGCGCAGUGGCACGCCCGCACGGGCGCGUGGUGGCAGCCGCUGCCGAGGGAGGCCCGGCACUGGGAGCACGCGCCGGCGUCGAAGCCGAGGCCGUGGUCCGUUGAGCAGAGUGUGCGCGGCGACGAUGCGAAGAUGGGGUCGGCGGUGGAGCUCGAGGAACCGGCGGGGCUGCAGAGGUUCAGGGUGAAGCAGUUGGUGGAGGGGUGGUCGGAGAAGAAGAAGAAGGGGUAGGUAGUAGUUUGACCUAGGUGUAUCGUAGCAUAUAUAUAUACAUGUAGAUAUGUACAGUAAAUACGUAGAUAUUCAUAUUAGAGUUUUAGGUACCUACCUACUUAGGGAAUCCAAAAAAAA